AUGGAGCGUUUUCUCUCUAUCAUGAUCAUCCUCUGUUCUCUAAUUGUUGGGUUGACCUGGGGCCCUGGGAGCCAGAUGGACAAAAGGGGGGUCCAUGCCGUCCAUGCUGGACCGACUCUGAGCAUGGGGCGUGGUUAUUAUGAAUCUGAUAAGAGGUCAUUGCUAUAUGAUCUGGCCCUGUUUGGACGUCAUCACUCUGUAUACCGCGUUCAGAUGAGGAUGAAGAUAUUGGUAGUAGACGUUGAAUACGGGGCGGAUACUACUGGAUCGUUCGUGGAACCGAAGGAUGGCCGGCCGCUCGCUUUCGCACGAGAUCCGGAACUCGGCGCAUCGAUCUCGGGCUUCCAGCUCAACAUAGGCUUCGUCCACCAACUAGCCGAGAACUGGACCUCCAGCCUCAGGGGCACGUCACCGCCGACCCGGGAUGAAGCCUGUACCGACCGAUCCGCCUUCACCAAGAAGGUCUCCGAGCCGGAUAAGAUGGACGUAACGCCGCCCCCAGAGCGGCAUGCGGACCAUGUUCCUUGCUCAGCCCUCCUACACCACCUGCCCCAAAGCAAAGCCACCGAAAUCAAGCGCGUGGCCACCACCGAACAUAAUCCCUGGAUCUCGACUUAG
Pseudomassariella vexata is the source of this 618-nucleotide messenger RNA. RefSeq lists its product as uncharacterized. Lineage: Eukaryota; Fungi; Ascomycota; Sordariomycetes; Amphisphaeriales; Pseudomassariaceae. The record is from RefSeq and is a predicted model, not a curated record. The transcript is spliced from 2 exons. Bases 1 to 618 code for a protein of 205 amino acids.